Messenger RNA from Penicillium egyptiacum, 7683 nucleotides. Lineage: Eukaryota; Fungi; Ascomycota; Eurotiomycetes; Eurotiales; Aspergillaceae. The record is from the annotation of a GenBank genome assembly.
AUGUCGCCACAAACUAACGUCAAACCCCCAAAAGCGACCAUUUCAGAAGAUGAUCUGGCGAAAUUGGCCGCGGAAUCUUGUACACCGAUAGCGAUUGUGGGAAUUGGCUUCCGGGGACCGGGGGACGCCAAAAAUGUCGAGAGGCUAUGGGAAAUGAUUCUCACGGGUAAAGAGGCAUGGGGCCCAAUUCCAGCUAGCAGGUGGAAGAGUGCAGCAUUCCAUCACCCAGAUCAUGCUCGCCAUGGGACGAUCAAUGUGGAAGGUGGCCACUUUCUGGAAGAGGAUGUAUCUCUGUUUGACGCGCCAUUUUUCAACAUGACAAGCGACGAGGCAGCGGCCAUGGAUCCCCAGCAGAGAUUGCUCUUGGAGGUAGCAUAUGAAGGUCUUGAGAAUGCUGGCAUUCCUUUGACCAAAAUCAUGGGCACAAAGACAUCCUGUUUCGUGGGGUCCUUUUCUGCAGACUAUACUGAUCUCCUACUUCGGGAUCCCGAGUGUGUGCCCAUGUAUCAGUGCACAAACGCCGGACAGUCUCGUGCAAUGACGGCAAACAGGCUCUCGUACUUCUUUGAUUUAAAAGGGCCUAGCGUCACGGUAGACACGGCGUGCUCGGGAAGCCUUGUGGCACUUCAUUUGGCAUGUCAAAGCCUUCAGACAGGGGACGCAUCGACAGCGAUUGCGGCGGGCGUCAAUUUGAUAUUGAGUCACGAGUUUAUGUCGACGAUGAGCAUGAUGAAAUUUCUCUCCUCAGAUGGAAGAUGCCAUACCUUUGAUGAAAAGGCUAAUGGGUACGCGCGAGGCGAGGCAGCUGGCUGUCUCAUCCUUAAACCCUUAGCCAAGGCGUUACACGACCACGACAAGAUCCGGGCCGUGAUACGAGGCACGGGUUCCAACCAAGACGGGCGCACUGCAGGGAUAACACUACCUAACGGGGUAGCCCAAGAAAGUUUGAUCCGGAGCGUGUAUGCACGGGCUGAUCUGGAUCCGUCGGAAACCGAUUUUGUGGAGGCUCAUGGGACAGGCACACUGGCUGGAGACCCAAUUGAGACAGGGGCAAUCGCUCGUGUCUUUGGAAUUGGUCGGUCACCUGACAAUCCUGUGCGAAUUGGCUCCGUCAAAACCAAUGUCGGCCACUUGGAAGGUGCAAGUGGAGUGGCGGGUAUGAUCAAGGCAGUGCUGAUGUUAGAAAACCGCAUGUUCUUGCCAAACAGGAAUUUUGAAAAGAUUAACCCCCGUAUCCCACUCGACGAUUGGAAACUCAAGGUUUGGGUUCAAUUGCGCCCUGAGCCAUGGGAGACCACAGGGCCUCGUCGCAUUUCUGUGAAUAGCUUCGGAUACGGUGGAAGCAAUGCCCAUGUUAUUGUCGAGGAUGCCCAAAGCUGUCUAUCUAGUUGGGGACUCAAGGAAGAUGACAGAAUCACGUCCGCUGCUUCCAACAACCAUGAUCAGACAGUUCUUAGCCCACCGCUUGGUUUAUCUCGCAUAUUCAUGGUCUCUGGUUUUGAUGAAAGGACCUGUGCACAACAGAUGCAGGCUCUGAGCAAUCAUAUUCUCGAUAGGGGACAUGAUGUUGACCAUGAGAAGUUUCUGGACGACCUUGCAUUCACACUCAACGAGCGGCGCUCUACCUUUCCAUGGAAGGCAGCCGUCGUUGGAGAUACGAUGGCGGGUUUGGCAACCUCACUAUCUCAGAACGUCAAGGCUAGGAGUGCCGUUCGAAAGCCAAGGCUUGGUUUUGUCUUUACUGGACAAGGCGCGCAGUGGGCCGGUAUGGGAAAGGAAUUGCUUCAGGCCUAUCCUAUCUUCAAAAUGUCAAUUUUGGCGAUCGACAGAUUCCUGAAUGACAUCCCAGCUCCCUUCACAGUGGAAGGUACACAAAACCCUAGCUUUUUAAGAGUUCCGCGCACUGACAUGGUGAGAACAGAGGAGAUCACGAAGAGCCCCCAGGACUCCAAUUUGAACCAUCCGAGUCUCAGCCAGACAGUGUGCACAGCCUUGCAGAUUGCUCUAGUCGACUUACUGAAAUCGUGGAAUAUACAUCCAGAAUCUGUAACGGGGCAUUCCAGUGGGGAAAUUGCCGCUGCAUAUGCUACUGGUGCACUCAGCAUGUACGAUGCAAUGUCGGUGGCAUACUACCGAGGGGUUGUGGCCAGCCAGCUUUUGCAUGACCAACCCAACAGAGGUGCCAUGAUGGCAGUUGGGAUGUCUGCCGAAGAGGUACAGCCCUACUUGGACGAAUUUCAGUCUAGACAGUUAGUGGUCGCGUGUAUCAACAGUCCAUCGAGCGUGACGAUAUCAGGCGAUAUACUUGCGAUUGAUGCACUCUCACAAACACUGAAAGAACAACAGGUGUUUAGUCGACGCCUUGAAGUGGGUGUCGCCUACCACUCUCCUCAUAUAGAACAGGUUGCCGAGCAUUAUCACAGCUUGAUAGAUCAUAUCCAGCCCAGAGGACUGGAUCAGAUAAAGGAAGACAAGAGAGAUAAAUGGCCGUCGUUCUUUUCCUCGGUCACUGGAAGGAUGGUUCCUUUGCAAGAAUUGAAUGCUCGGUACUGGGUGUCUAACUUGGUCGGGCAAGUGAAAUUUGCGCAGUCCCUGAGGACUUUGUGUUUUGAGACGAAUGCCCAGCGCGGUGGGAACACAGGGGCUUCCCGGAUAAGAAGGGCCGGGGCAGCCCGAAAGCCUUCUGUGGAUUGUCUCAUCGAAAUUGGCCCCCAUGCGGCACUUUCUGGGCCGAUCAAGCAAGUGCUCCAGGCUGAUGCAAAGCUCAAUGCUGCAGAUAUAGCCUAUAUUGGCAUUCUGACGCGGAAGGCCAACGCAGUCACUACAGCGCUCGGUGCAGUCGCCACACUAGCAUCACUCAACUACCCAAUCAACUUUGGUACAAUCAACAGGCCUGCUGUGACCAAGAAAGGUAGCAUACCGCAGCUAUUGGUGAAUCUUCCAACGUACGCCUGGAACCACACCCGGUCAUAUUGGGCAGAGCCACGACUGAGCAAGAUGUAUCGGAACCGAAUCUCGCCGCGGAUGGAUUUACUUGGUGCACCAGACAACAUGGCAUGUCCAUUCGAGCCUCGCUGGAGAAAUUAUAUUCGAACCUCAGAGCUCCCUUGGCUGCUCGAUCACAAGAUUCAGGGGAACAUUGUUUUCCCUGCCGCAGGGUAUCUGGUCAUGGCGAUCGAAGCAUCGAUACAGUUAAACAAACACGAAGAAAAGAUUGCUAGAUACAUCUUGCGAGACGUGGCAAUACAAUCAGCACUGGUACUCAGUGAAACUUCUGCCGUCGAGGUUAUGGUAUCUCUUCAGAAGUCUACACAAGACCAAGAACAUCUGUACAAUUUCCACAUAUACUCCAUCUCGGAGGAGAAUAGGUGGAUUGAGCAUUGCGCUGGCUUGGUCGGGAUACAGAAAAGCAUUGGUGUUUCAGGUGACGGAGUCGAGGAGACUGAUGGUUAUGCGACGGUCCCGUUGGGGACUGAAGUCCAUGGAGUAUCGGUGAUUGACGUCCGUGAUUUCUAUGAGAAGCUUCAAAGUUCCGGAUUGGAAUACGGCCCAUGCUUUGCCAAUAUGACGACAGCACGUGUGACCGAAGAUGGGGCGUGCUUCGCAGAAGUCACUGUACCAGAUACGCUAUCGGUGAUGCCUGCAUCAUUUCAACACGAGCUUUUGGUCCACCCAUGCACUCUGGAUAGUAUAUUUCAAACUAUUUUUGCGGCUUUACCCCCUGGUCUAGGAAUUGAAGAAGGACCUGCAAUCCCUGUCUCCAUUGAAGAGAUGAUCGUAUCAUCCAGUCUGAUCUGUUCGGCGGGAGAGCCCAUGAGUAUCUGUACUAAUGUGCGCCCGCUACCAAACAGGGACGUGACGGCGUGCAUAGUCGCGGUGAGAUGUAACGAGAAGCAAUUCGAAACCGAACCGACCAUUUCGCUUCGUGGUCUACGAUGUGCGCGGCUCGAGCGUCAUGAACCGGCAUCACAAGGAAAGGACAGCCACACAAUUUAUCAGAUCGACUGGAGACCCGAUCCUAGCUUUUUGUCCAGCGAUAAUGCGUCAUUUAUAUUCAACGACAACAGUACCCUUCAAGAGCCCGCGCCUCAACAGGAGUACGAAGACGUUGCAGCCGGCUUCAUCAGAGCUGCGCUAGAGGAAGUCAGCACAACGGAGGCCAUGGAACUGGACACUUCUCAUCGCAGAUUCAGGUGUUAUCUCCAAGAUGUGCUCGAACGACAUGAUGAUAAACCCUCAGUAUCGCUAUCACCCUUGGAAAAUCUCCAUUCCAUCCCGAUGGCAAGGCUCCUGCCGGUCAUUGGCCAGAAUCUUGUGGCUAUCAUUAGAAAUCAAGUUGACUUUUCCACCGUCAUCAAAGACGAUCGGCUCUUGGACGAGUUCUGGGAUAUAUUCUCAGCGGACGCCUCGUAUCAAGCAGCUGCAAAGUAUGUCAAUUUGAUUGGCCACAGAAAGCCAGAUAUAUCCGUCCUUGAAUUUGGCGUUGGCACAGGCCAGAUAGCGGAGAUAUUUCUCAAACGUCUUGUGACGCUUAACGAAACACCCUAUUGCGGAAAAUAUACAUUUGCCCACGAAAGCGCUUCCGUGCUUGAGCAUACCACAAAGCGGCUGGAGGCGUGGUCAGAAUGGGUGGAAUGCAAGCCUUUGGAUCUCGACAAGGAUUUCCCCAAACAGGGAUUUGAAAGAAAUUCCUUUGACAUCAUAAUCCUGCCUCAUGGAUUGUGUACUGCACGUUGUGAACAAAUUGCGCUUAGCAAAAUCCAUGAUCUCCUGAGACCAACUGGCCAUUUGAUUGCAAUCAAUCCCUUCCACCCGAAGAAGAAUGUGCUGAAAAAUCUGUUAUUCAGUGCCUUGCACUCCUUAUCUGCAGACGAAUUCUGUCUAGGUCAGGGUAGUUGGACGGAGAGUCAAUGGGACGAGAUCCUACAAGAUGCACAUUUCACAGAGGUUGAUGCCUAUGCGGAUCAAGACACCGAGAAGAGCCAUCAGUUUAUCGUGGCCAAAAAAGGGAAAAACCACAAGUCGUCCAGAAAGGUUUCUAUUAUCUGUGGGGACAAAACGGAAGCUGCUAGACAUAUAGUCCUUGAGCUCGAGAAGAUCUCAUGUGAGGUGAAUGUGACACAUGUCGAUAACGUCGAGUGUAAGGAUCAGAUUUGUUUGUUCUUGGAUACUUCAAAGUCCUCCCUGCUGGCCUCGCCCAAUGAAGCUACAUUCAGCAAGAUAAAAUCAAUGUCUACACAGAGUGGUGGAGUUCUCUGGAUCACAAGGGGAGGGGCGAUUGAGUCCGUCAACCCAACCGCGGCUUUGGCGGUUGGAUUUGCAAGAACAGCACGCGCCGAAUCGGGCGUUAACCCGAUUGUCACCCUUGAUCUGGAUGCGCAAAAUCCUCUCUCUGAAUCUCAAGCUGCCAAGAUAAUCGCAAAAGUUCUGCUCACCCGAUUUCUCCGUGAACAUCCAGAUGAAGACACGGAGUAUGCGGAAAGAAACGGGCAAAUCCUGGUUCCACGAGUACUAGAGAAUUCGAAGGCGAACAAAACCAUGAACAGCAUUAGUGAUACCGAAGCCACAUCUGAGCAGCCUUUCCUUGACCUUCAGCAACCUCUCCGUCUUUCUAGGAAAUUCGAUAGCCCCGGUUUCGUUGGUGAUUCGCAAAUGACAGACCUCCCUAUCGGCUACAUCGGAAUAAAGGUACUGUCCUUUGGCCUGAAUAAAUGGGGUAUUCAGCCAGACUAUCUUGAUUGGGAAACGGACGACACCCUCGGCAUGGAGUGCAGUGGCAUAGUACACAAGGUCGGCGCCGGGGUCCACGGGAUAACUGUAGGCGACCGGGUUGCGUGUCUUGGAGCUGGGACUGCGAGAAGCUUUUAUUACGAUCGGGCAUCAGCUUUCCAGAGGAUCAAUGAUGAAAUGUCAUUAGAGAUGGCUUCGGCUUUGCCUCUAGCAUAUACCAUUGCUUAUUAUGUUGUGAACCACCUGUCAAUGAUCGAGUCGAAUGAUGCUGUUCUUGUCCAUGAUGCCGGAAGUCAUUUCGGCCAAGCACUUCUGGAAGUGUACUUGCUGAGGGAUGCUAGGAUCUUUGCGACAGUUCAGAGCCCCAACGAAAAGGACUCGCUGAGCUCGAGAUUCGGGAUACCCGGAGAGCAUAUCUUCAUAAGCGGGAAGGAUGAUGUAGCAAAGGGUCUGUUACGGUUGACUGAUGGCAAGAAGGCAAACGUAGUAGUCGCAUUCGAGACUGCAGAGGACAAACUUCUGCAGAACUGCACUGCACCAUUUGGUCGGUUUAUUCAACUUCGAACAAGCAUCAAGACCCGACUGUCGUUAUGUCCUCAGAACAUCUCCCUGUCUACAGUUAAUAUAUUCGAGCUCAAAAAGGAGAGGACGGACCUUCUCAACCAUAUAUGGCGAAAGGUCUUUCGCUUGUUCCUCGAAAGACGACUCAAGGGGCCUGGCUUUACUGAUGUAUACCAUGUUUCGCAUAUUCAAGAGGCAAUAAUGGCAAUCCAAAGCCGGCAGCAUGUUGUGGUUCGUGUGGAAGAGAGUGACGUUGUGACGGCCACGCUUCCUAGGGCUAUGCAGCCAUUGUUCCGCGCAAAUGCGUCCUACAUGCUGGUGGGUGGGCUUGGUGGAAUUGGGAGGGAAGUGGCUUUGUGGAUGGCGCAAAACGGAGCAAAGAGCCUGAUCUUUGUCAAUCGAAGCGGCCUUUCAAAAUAUGAGUCGCAGAUGACAGUGAAAGACCUGGUGGAAAAAGGUAUACAGAUAACCACCCGAGCUUGUGACAUAUCCGACGAGGCUGAGGUUCAGCGAAUGCUUCAUGAACUCUCUUAUUGUGUGCCUCCGAUACGGGGGCUGAUCCAGGCAGCCAUGGUCCUCAAGGAUGUCCAUAUUGAAAAUAUGAGUUUGGACGACUAUCGGGAUGUCAUGGGCCCGAAGUAUCAUGGAACUUGGAAUUUGCAUCGGCAUAUCCCCACGGAUCUUGACUUCUUCCUGAUGUUAUCGUCCAUCAGCGGCGUUAUUGGGAAUGCAACACAGGCUGCCUAUGCCUCCGGCUGCACUUUCAUGGACGCAUUCGCAGCUUAUCGGAGAACUUUAGGUCUUCCAGCAGUGUCUUUGGACCUUGGCACAAUCACAGACGUUGGCUAUCUAGCUGAAAACAAGGAUUUAGCGUCAAAGAUGGAACGACAAGGGUUCCAGGGCACUGAUACACCAACUCUUUUAUCCCUGAUACAAGUUGCAAUCUCUCAGUCGACGGGUGGAGGAGCACAGCUUGUAACUGGUCUCGGCCGAUGGAAAGAAAUGGAAUCACUCGGGAACUUUGACGCGCCUUUGUUUGCCCAUUUCCGGUACAAGUUUCAGGGUCGUGGGAAAUCCACUGCGCUCGGCGACUCCGUGGAAGGGGUGAAGGUUGAACUUAACGCUGCAAAAACAGUGGAUCAAGCCACUGUUAUAAUCUGCGACGCUCUCAGCAGGAAGAUUGCCUCGCAUCUCUCUAUCCCAGUUGAAAAUAUCAAUCCUUCCAACCCAGUUUCCGAGUAUGGAGUUGACUCCCAUGUGGCUGUGGAGCUGCGCAACUGGGUAUCAAGGUCCAUGGAUUGCACUAUCCCCAUUUUGGAAAUUCUCGCUAGGUCUAUGUUGGAGUUGUCUCAUAAAAUUGCCAGCCAAAGACUCGAGGGCAAGUCGGAGUGA